Molecule: messenger RNA, 2469 nt
Organism: Ipomoea triloba (trilobed morning glory)
Lineage: Eukaryota; Viridiplantae; Streptophyta; Magnoliopsida; Solanales; Convolvulaceae
Product: phosphatidylinositol 4-phosphate 5-kinase 6-like
Exons: 9
Coding region: 212-2431 (739 amino acids)
Biological process (GO): phosphatidylinositol metabolic process
Molecular function (GO): 1-phosphatidylinositol-4-phosphate 5-kinase activity; ATP binding
Source: RefSeq, a predicted model, not a curated record
GUCGUUUGCAUGUUUUUAAUUUGCAUGGCUGCUGCUUACGUAGAUAGUCAAAUGAUCCAUGUUCUUCAUCAUCAUGAAAAGGAGAAGAAAAAGAUGUUCCUGGGCGUACAUAGGAUGAUGAUGAUGAAGAAAUGAUGGAAAUUAAAUGCAGAUAUUGAUGAAUAGAAAUUAUAGAUAGAUAGAUAGAGCGUCUGUACGUAAAUAAUCGAUCAUGAGGAAAAUACAGGCGGUGGCGAAGAAACGAGCCAACACGAUAUUCGGGACGGGCGGAUCGGGGGGCGAGGAAAUGGAGGAAAUGGACGACGAGGAGGUCGGAGAAGUUGUGGAAGCGGAGAGAUUUCUUCCAAACGGCGAUUACUACACGGGGCAAUGGGCGGGGAACUUCCCGCACGGCCAAGGCAAGUACUGGUGGACCGACGGGUGCAUGUACGUGGGGGAGUGGCACCGUGGGAAAACCAUGGGGAAAGGCUCCUUCAGAUGGCCGUCCGGGGCGACCUACGAGGGCAAUUUCAAGGCCGGCUUCAUGGACGGUGAUGGCACAUACAUCGGCCCCAACGGGGACACCUAUAGAGGGAGAUGGGUAAUGAACGUGAAGCAGGGGCGUGGCGUGCAAGAGCUAGCCAAUGGGGAUGUCUAUGAUGGGGAAUGGUGUAAAGGACUACAUGAGGGGCAGGGUAUAUAUACAUGGAGCAAUGGGAAUUACUAUGUUGGGGAGUGGAAAGGUGGGGGGAUUUGUGGGGAAGGGAAAAUGGUUUGGGCAAAUGGGAAUGUGUACCAAGGACACUGGGAAGAUGGGGUGCCUAAAGGGAAUGGGACAUUUAGAUGGGAAGAUGGGAGUUACUAUGUAGGGAAUUGGAGCAGAGACCCUAAGGAACAAAAUGGGAAUCAUUACCCUUCAGAAACUUCAGUAACUGAGUGCACACUUAUAGACUGGGAUCCUCAACAUGUAUUCAAUGUGGAUUUGAAGGACUGCAAGGUUUGCCCAGCUGACAAAGUCUUGAUCCUCCCUUCCCAGAAGAAGCUGGCAGUCUGGAGAUCUGCAAAGACUAAAGAGAAACACUGUUAUGGCAUUCGGCCCAAAAGAAUGUCUGUGGAUAAUGUGAGAUUAGAUAGGGAUUUUACUCGUUCUUCCCAAAGUUCUUGUGCAUCCGACGAUACGACCUCGAGUACCUUCCAUGAAGAUGCACCUGGGUUUCCACCAAGAGGGAGCCCUAUUAGGUUCCCCAAGGUUGUUGCAAAGAAGCAAGGAGAGGUUAUCUGCAAAGGCCAUAAGAAUUAUGAACUCAUGCUCAAUUUGCAGUUAGGCAUCAGACAUGCUGUUGGAAGGCCUGGUCCUUCUGCAUCACUAGAUCUGACGCCAUCAGCAUUUGAUCCCAAGGACAAGUUCUGGACAAGGUUUCCACCAGAGGGAUCAAAAAGCACUCCACCACAUCCAUCCUGCGAAUUCAAAUGGAAGGACUAUUGCCCCAAAGUUUUCAGGGCAUUGAGGUUGCUGUUCAAUGUGGAUCCAGCAGAUUACAUGAUGUCCAUUUGUGGGAACGAGGCCCUCCGGGAGCUCUCCUCUCCCGGGAAGAGUGGAAGCUUCUUCUACCUCACAAACGACGACCGUUACAUGAUCAAGACAAUGAAGAAGGCAGAGGUAAAGGUGCUUUUGAGGAUGCUGAAUGCCUAUUUCAAUCAUGUUCGCGCAUUUGACAACACCCUUGUGACCAAAUACUUUGGCUUACAUUGUGUGAGGCUAACAGGAACAGCACAAAAAAAGGUGAGAUUCAUGAUCAUGGGGAAUCUCUUCUGUACCGGGUAUACAAUUCACAGACGAUUCGACUUGAAAGGAUCAACGUUUGGCCGCUUGACAGAUAAGCCUGAAUCAGAGAUUGAUGCAACCACAACUCUCAAAGACCUCGAUCUUAACUACAUAUUUCGAUUGCAGAAGGAAUGGUUUGAAGAGUUUCGAAAGCAAGUAGAUAGGGACUGCGAGUUGCUCGAGCAGGAACGAAUAAUGGACUACAGCCUCCUGAUUGGCAUUCAUUUUCGAGAAUUGGGUAAUGCUGGUGGAAACCAUACAGUUGUGGAGAAUGGUGAAGGGUCAGAACCAGAAUCCUCUCAAGCAGAUAUGGAUCAUUUGCCCCAAGAUCCUACAUGCUCGGGCGAUAUGAAACUGGGGAUAUGCAUGCCUGCAAGAGUGGAAAGGACAGAAAGGAGAUGUGAUCCAGAGCCACAGCUAGUAGGGGAGCCAACAGGGGAUUACUAUGAUGUAGUGUUGUUCUUUGGAAUCAUAGACAUACUUCAGGACUAUGACAUCACCAAGAAGCUUGAGCAUGCCUACAAGUCCUUCCAGCACGAUUCGAAUUCGAUAUCAGCCGUCGAUCCAAAGGCGUACUCGAGGCGGUUUCGCGAUUACAUCUUCAAAGCCUUUGGAGAGGACAGUUAGAUGGAGAUUUUUGGCCUGUGUAUCCAAAGUGCUUGUAC